Caenorhabditis elegans is the source of this 542-nucleotide messenger RNA. It is a transcript of the gene ttr-20, whose product is annotated as Transthyretin-like family protein. NCBI's taxonomy places the organism in Eukaryota, Metazoa, Nematoda, Chromadorea, Rhabditida, Rhabditidae. The record is from RefSeq and is marked reviewed. Gene Ontology annotation, cellular component: cell surface; extracellular region.
AACUGGCGGUUAAUCGAUAAAAAGAUGAGAUAUAUUCAAAUGCAACUAUUCCUGAUCUUAGCCAUCCUUGCCUACUCUGUGCAAGGCCUUCUCGGAAUCGGACGGCUCCAGUCGGUUGCCGUCAGCGGCCGGCUCAUCUGUGAUGGCCGACCGGCGGCUGGAGUGAAGGUUAAGAUGUAUGAGAAAGAGUUUUUCCUCGAUCGAAAAAUGGCCGAAGUGUACACGGAUGUUAACGGCGUUUUCCAGAUUACUGGUAGAAAACGUGAAAUUUCGACUAUCGACCCGAAGGUGAACGUAUACCAUAAGUGUAAUUACGCUGGAAUCUGCUAUAAAAAGUUUGGUAUCACAAUUCCCGACGACUAUAUCACUUGGGGAUACUCGCCGAACAGAAAUUACGAUAUUGGCACUCUAAACUUGGCAAAUAAGUAUACCGGAACAACUACGGAUUGUUUGAAUUAAUAUAUUUUUUUUUUUUUCAUUCUUCCCUUAUUUUUUAACCCUUAAAACGAUUGAAUAAUUCUCAUUAAAUAAAACUAGUUUUU